CCCAACAUUAAUCUUGUACGCAGUUAAGGUACCAUCAUUCUUAAUUCUUCGGUAUAAAUACUUAAAAUGUAUCAAAUUCUCCUUGUCGUCACCUUGAGCCUUUUGUGUCUAGCAAACUCGGUACUCUUGCAGUCCGUCUGUACUCCGGUGGACGUGUCCGAGCUGGAUUUGCACUACGUGGGGAAGGUGAACGGUACAUCGCUUUAUACUAACCUUGGAAAUGCGGGAAUGUCGUUUCAAGAUGCGAUCGAUUUCUGCCAUUAUUUCGGCUUUACACCUGUCAUAAUCGAAUCGGAAGAUGUUGAUGUGAUGCUGAACGAUUUUUUGAAUCGUGUCUCGGUCAACUCGACGUACAACACCCGUCCAUUUUGGCUUAGUCUAUCCGACAAUGAGACCGAAGGAAGCUUCGCCUGGUCACAUAACAAUACGCCACUUCAGGGAUAUAUAAACUGGGCGGAAAAUUCUCCAGUCACAGAUCCCGACAAUGGUCCGAGAAUUAACUGCGUCUCCGUCCAGCAGUUUGUCGGGGGAUUGAAAUGUGUCUGGAUUAAUCUUCCUUGCGACUCGACCUGCUGGCGACCACUCUGCUCACGGCAGUAAAAUCAGUAAAAUGCUGCUUCAAAAAUAUUUUACAUGUGUGCCAAGCAUCAGGUAAUAAAGUUAAAUAUUUAUUUGACUGUGACGACGAAGAAGCAAACGAGGAGGAGAUUUAACUUUAUUACCUGAUGCUUGGCACACAUAAAGUAUAUUAAUAGACUCCAUUAAUUCAAUAAAUCAGAUUCACAGAUAUUAACGAAAUAAAAAAUUGGAAUAAGACAGGAAA
Messenger RNA from Folsomia candida, 823 nucleotides. RefSeq lists its product as uncharacterized. The record is from RefSeq and is a predicted model, not a curated record. NCBI's taxonomy places the organism in Eukaryota, Metazoa, Arthropoda, Collembola, Entomobryomorpha, Isotomidae. The transcript is spliced from 4 exons. The coding region runs from base 67 to 600 and encodes 177 amino acids.